AGUUAAAAGUGACGAAAAGAAAAUCAAAAAAGGCCCGAUAUAUUUUGGGACGUCCCUUAUCUAAGGACAAAUGUGGUCGUCCUUAGGAGGCACGUGUCGUGUUUUUAGUGGGCGAUGGCUCUUAGGUGUGGAAACGAUGCGUUUCAUCGGUUUCGAUCAGAACUUGAUUUUUUCUUUUUUUUUGAAACCUUUUGCAGAGAGAAGGCGAUUGAGAAGGCGAUUGGUUCGGUCUCGACGGUGGUUCGUUCUCGACGGUUCUUCUCGGCGGUUCGGUGUGGACGGUUCUCCUUGGCAUCCAUCUCGACGGCUGUUCGGUGUCGACGGUUCUCUUUCUCGACGGUUCUCUUUCUCGACGGUUCUCUUUCUCGACGGUUCUCUUUCUUGAUGGUUCUCCUUGGCGUUUGAGUUGAUACGAAGGUGAAGAAGUAGUUGAGGUGAAGAUUUGGCUCUCGCAAACCCGGAUAACUACAACAAGUCAAACCAUUUCCUCCAAAGUACAAGGUAAAUCACUAGCACUUGAACUCAAAUAGUUAGAACUAGUAGGCAUAGAGGUAAUUAACUGUGAUUGAAAACGUGUAGACAUGGUUGGUUGUGAUUAGACAUGGUUGGUUGUGUAACUUUAAUGCACUUGAACAAGUUGGUUGUUUAAAUGUUUAGUAACUGUAUAUCAUAGUUAGUUUUCUUUGCUACUUUGAGAUGAUAAUCUAGUUAGUUUGCAACCAAAAACUGUCUUCUUUGAUAUACUGAGAUGAUAAUCUAGUUACUUUGCAAUAACGUUUAGGAGGAGAUGUGUAAUAACUCUGAUAUGACUUUGGUAGUUUAUGGUUAGGCUUUAUUAUCGUUCCUAUUAAUAAACACCAACCUAUCCUUCAAUCUCCAUCAUCUUCUUCCUCUCUUCUCUGCCUAAACCUUUCUCUUCUAUAAUCUCUUCUCUCUUCUUACUGCAAUGGGUUCAAGUAAUCCAUAUAGCCUGUCUUCUGGCUAUGUAGGUCUCCUGAGCAGUCAACACGAUAGUGUUGGCAAUGGGAACUUCGGUUAUGAUAGUUUUCAUUCCCAAUCGUCGGAAAUCCCUCUCUUCAGUUCACAGUCUGACGCUCCAACUCCAGUUGAAGACACACCACCGCAGCGUGGAAAGAGACAGAAGUGGACACCAGCUGAUGAUGAGGUGCUAAUCAGUGCCUGGCUCAACACAUCCAAGGAUGCCAUUGUCGGCAAUGAACAAAAGUUACAGACCUUCUGGAAAAGAGUUGCUGAAUACUUCGAAGCAAGUCCUCAUGUUACAAAUGGUGGUCCAAAGAGGCUGCAUAAACAUUUGAAGCAGCGAUGGCAUAAAAUAAAUGAGUUAACCCAGAGAUUCUGUGGUGCCUAUGCAGCUGCAGAGAGGCAGAACCGCAGUGGUCAAAACGAGAAUGAUGUUCUCAAGGCCGCUCACGACAUCUACCACUCUGAUCACAACAUAAAAUUCAACCUCGAGCAUGCAUGGUGUGUGUUGAGGUAUGACCAGAAAUGGCUUAACCUCAACCCUCCUCCUAAGGCUGCUGGGAGUUCAAAGAGAAAGGAUGGUGUUGAUGGUGUCGAAGGUUCUGAAGCUUCUGUGUUUGUUGGUGAUAAUGAGCCCCGCCCUGAAGGUGUCAAAGCUGCAAAAGCAAGAAGGAAUUCGAAGCAAGGGAGGAGUGUUGAGGAUUAUAAGAGCAUUUGGGAAAUAAAGAAGGAAGAUUUCGCUGAGAAGGAGAAGUUGUCUAAGCUAGCCAUACUAGACACUCUUCUUGCAAAAAAAGAUCAACUCACCGAGGCUGAGGAAAUUGUGAAGGAUAAGAUAGUGGCCCAGUAUUUCUAA
This is a messenger RNA of Raphanus sativus (radish), 1837 nucleotides long. Its product is annotated as glutathione S-transferase T3-like. The record is from RefSeq and is a predicted model, not a curated record. The transcript is spliced from 2 exons. The coding region runs from base 947 to 1837 and encodes 296 amino acids. Lineage: Eukaryota; Viridiplantae; Streptophyta; Magnoliopsida; Brassicales; Brassicaceae.